ACUUUCUUGGCUCUUAGCAUGGAUGAUGCAUUUGUCCUUCUCGCUCACGCUUUCAAGAAAUAAAGAAACGGUAAUUACGUCGAUCUCUCGACCUUUCUCUCCAAUGGAGGUUAAACUACUUAGCUCCGUCUUCGGGCUCUCUCCUGUCUCGUCAGAAAGAGUGGUCGGCAACGCUGUUCUCCCCAUUUCGAAGUCAAACCCACGAAGACAAACGAAUCGAGUCACGGCCAUUAACUCCGUAGCAUCGAAGACUCAUGUAGGUGUCCAACGGAUAAUAAAGUAUGAAAACGGAGCAGCGACGAUCGCGAAGGUGGUGGAGAAUCCGUAUUUGAAAGCGGAGACGGCGAGUCCCGAUCUGCAUAAGAGCUUGUUGGACUUCUUGGAGGAAGCAAGAGACUUCGUGGGAGAUGAUGAUGGUCCACCUCGUUGGUUCUCUCCGUUGGAGUGUGCAGCUCAGGCUCAAGGCUCUCCUCUACUUCUUUUCAUACCUGGUAUUGAUGGCACUGGACUUGGGCUCAUUCGGCACCACAAGAAACUUGGGGAGGUUUUUGAUGUAUGGUGCCUUCACAUUCCAGUCAGAGAUCGUACUCCUGCUAAAGACUUGGUGAAGCUUAUUGAGAGGACAGUUAGAUCAGAGAAAUAUCGUUUCCCAAAUAGACCUAUAUAUUUAGUUGGAGAAUCUAUUGGAGCGUGUCUUGCGUUAGAUGUUGCAGCUAGGAAUCCCGACAUCGAUCUUCUUCUGAUAUUGGCUAAUCUAGCCACUCAUGUCAACUACUUCAUGUCGCAACCUCUAGUGGGAAUGCUGAAUGUUUUACCAGAUGGAGUUCCCACACUACUGGAAGAAAUAUUUGGUUUUAAGCAUGGCGAUCCAUUGACUGGAAUGAUAGACGCUCUAAUGAAUGAACUUGCUGUCCAUCAAAUGAGUGGAGUUGGUGGAGGGAUACUAAAAGAUCUCUUUGCAAUUUCUACUCAUCUUCCUACUUUGAGUAGGCUCUUCCCAAAGGACACACUUCUCUGGAAGGUGGAGUUACUUAAGUCUGCUGUUACAUCUGCGAAUGCUCACAUAUACGCGGUCAGAGCUGAAACACUGAUACUUCUCAGUGGACGAGAUCAAUGGCUUCUGAAGGAGGAAGACAUCAACAGAUACUCGAUAACAUUGCCAAAAUGUAUUGUCCGUAAGCUUAAAGACAAUGGGCACUUUCUCUUUUUUGAGGAAGGUGUAGAUCUGGUUAAUAUCAUCAAGUGCACUAACUUGUAUCGACGUGGGAAGUCUCAUGAUCACCUUUCAGAUUACAUUAUGCCUACCAGAUAUGAGUUAAAGAAACAACUAGACGACCACAAACUUCUGAUAGAUGCUACUUCCCCUGUAUAUCUGUCAACAUUAGAAGACGGUAAAAUUGUGAGGGGAUUUGAAGGUUUACCUUCAGAAGGACCUGUACUGUACGUUGGCUAUCACAUGUUAUUAGGACUUGAGCUAGGUCCAAUGAUAACUCAAGUUUUGAAAGAAAGAAACAUUCACUUGCGCGGUAUGGCACAUCCAAUGCUGUUUAUAAACAGCGAAGUCACGUUUGUGGACACACAGAUGCUUGACAAAUACAAAAUAUUGGGUGGAGUUCCUGUCUCCAACUUCAAUAUCUACAAACUACUGCAAGCAAAGUCUCAUGUGCUUUUGUAUCCUGGUGGUAUCCGUGAAGCUUUGCAUAGAAAGGGUGAAGAAUACAAGUUGUUCUGGCCAGAGCAACAAGAGUUUGUGAGAGUUGCAUCUAAAUUUGGAGCAAAGAUUGUCCCAUUUGGUGUUGUUGGUGAAGAUGAUAUCUGCAAGCUUGUCCUGGAUGGCGAUGAUCAAAGGAACAUUCCUAUCCUAAAGCAAUUUAUGGAAGAAGCAACAAAGCAAGCUGGAAACUUAAGGGAAGGAGAUGAGACUGAACUAGGAAACCAGGACUGCUAUCUCCCAGGACUUCUACCUAAGAUUCCUGGGCGGUUCUACUACUACUUUGGAAAACCAAUAGAAACAGAAGGCAAGGAACAAGAGCUAAGAGACAAAGAGAAGGCUCAAGAGUUUUACUUGCAAGUCAAGUCUGAGGUUGAACAAUGCAUUGCAUACUUGAAAAUGAAAAGAGAGGGUGAUCCCUACAGACACUUGUUGCCAAGGAUGAUGUAUCAGGCUUCACAUGGUUUUUCUUCUGAAAUUCCGACGUUUGAUCUCUGAAAUGAUUCUCGCUUUUGAUUAUUUACAUAAUUACAUUAUACUAUGGUUAUGUUGUACGUAGACAUUAAUUUCUGAAAAAGAAA
Molecule: messenger RNA, 2292 nt
Organism: Brassica oleracea var. oleracea
Lineage: Eukaryota; Viridiplantae; Streptophyta; Magnoliopsida; Brassicales; Brassicaceae
Product: acyltransferase-like protein At3g26840, chloroplastic
Exons: 14
Coding region: 23-2209 (728 amino acids)
Cellular component (GO): membrane
Source: RefSeq, a predicted model, not a curated record